AGAAACAUUUUGACAACCGCAGCUAUUGUGAUCGCAGAAAAGGAAAAUUAUUCGAUUCACACUCGCCUUUUGUACGCAAAAUUUCACAGUUUUCCGCCGAGUGUAUCGCCGUGAAAAUGCGUCGUGUACGCUAGUAAAUCCUCGUCGACGUUUCGCUCGAUUAGUAUUGUCAGCCAGGUUAUAAAUCCAGUAAUAUUCUUCUGUUUUUGUUGCAAGUUACCCACUUAAAGUGAGUCAAGGUUAACGACGUCUCCGUAAAAGAGGUUAUCCCAAGCAGUAGGUGUUGAGUAAAGCAGCUAGUCAUUGUGUGUGUGCAACAGGGGUGCUGCAUCAUGUCUCUGAAGCCUCGAACUGUUGACUUCAAUGCAAUAUGGACCAAUCUUCAAGAGACUGUCCAGGGCGUGCUCACCCUUGGAAAGGUAUCGCGCUACACGUGGAACGAUCGAUUUUCUGAUGUUUACUCACUCUGUGUGGCAGUACCUGACCCAAUGGCAGAUCGUUUGUAUGCAGAAACAAAACAAUAUCUUAUUGAUCAUGUUGCGCAGCUCUUGGAGAAGGUGCAGGAAGGUGGUGAUGGUAAUCUUAUAGUAAACUACUACAAAUAUUGGUCUACAUACUCAGAAGGACUGAAAUAUUUACAUUUAUUGUAUUGGUAUUUGAAUCAACAGCAUAUUAAGACUCAAAAACCGUCUGAUGCUGAGAUGAUUUAUGGAAAUUCUGAUUCCAAUUCGGAGCAAAUGGAAAUCAACGAAUUGUCGCUGGAAGUCUGGCGAACUGGGAUGAUUGCUCCACUUGGUAAACGCCUAGUCAAACUUUUAUUGGAUGAAAUCGAGACCGACCGAAUGCGGGGAACAAUGACUGUCCCUAUCGACGCCGUGCGUUUCACAAUACUCAGUUUUGUCGACGUGCAAAUCUACAAGAAAAAAGGUCAACUUCAGUUGUACCAAGAAUUGUUCGAGGAGCCGUUUCUAAACGCUAGUGGUGAACAUUUCAAGCGUGAUGCAGGUCGGUUGUUAGAAGAACGCGAUGUAAGUCUGUACAUGGAACGAGUUAUCGCUAAAGUAGACGAGGAACUUCACCGCGCUAAGAAAUUCCUGCAUUCUUCAUCACUACCGAAAGUAUCCCAGCGUUGUGAGCAGCAUAUGGUUGCCGAACAUCUCAGCUUCUUAUACAGCGAGAACAUGGCAAUGGUAAAAGCUGAACGCAAGAAGGAUUUGAGUAAUAUGUACAUGCUGCUCAAGAGCGUCCCCAGCGCGUUAAACAUCAUGAUUGAAACAGUACUCAAUCACAUCAAGUCGCAAGGAUUGGCUGCUAUAGAAUACUUGCAUCAUGAUAACAUUCACAUUAAUUUCGUGGAGAAUUUGUUAGAUGUUUAUCAAAAGUAUAAGGAUCAGAUCCAAGAGGUUUUCCAUGGCGAUCAGAAUUUUAUGGGCGCGUUGGAUAAAGCUUGUAAUUCGGUAAUUAACUAUCGGCCUAAUAACGGGAAAUCUCCCUGUCGGAGUCCGGAGUAUUUAGCGAAAUAUUGCGAUACGUUAUUGAAGAAAUCCAGCAAAGGGAUUACAGAGUCGGAAGUCGAUGAGAAAUUAAAGCGCAGCAUCACUAUUUUUAAGUAUAUCGAUGAUAAGGAUGUGUUUCAGAAGUUCUAUGCGCGCAUGCUGGCGAAGAGAUUGAUUCACCAGCAGACGCAGAGCAUGGAUGCUGAGGAGGCGAUGAUCAAUCGGUUGAAACAAGCGUGCGGUUAUGAGUUUACAAGUAAACUGCAUCGCAUGUUUACGGACAUGUCUGUGAGCGCCGACUUGAAUUUUAAGUUCAACGCCUUCUUGAAGAAUGAAGAUACUGACUUGGGGAUUAAUUUUGUCAUCUAUGUUCUGCAGGCUGGUGCUUGGCCUUUUGUUCAGGCUAUUGUGACGCCGUUUUCGGUGCCACAACAGUUAGAGAAAAGUGUCCAAAUGUUUGAAACAUUUUAUUAUAAUCGUUUCAACGGGCGUAAACUCACCUGGCUGCAUCACCUUUGCCAGGCAGAACUGCGUAUUGGCUACCUCAAACGACCCUACGUCGUCACCGUGCAGACCUUCCAGAUGGCCAUCCUGCUGCUUUUCGAAGCCACUGACUCGCUGACUUAUAAGGAAAUUAGCGAGCCGCUACUGCUCAACGACGAACAGUUUCAUAGGCAUUUGGUUAGUCUGGUUGACUCGAAGAUGCUUCUCUGUGAUACCGAAGAACUGACACCCAGUUCAGUACUAAACCUCAACAUGGAAUACACCAACAAACGCACGCGGUUCCGAAUCACCGCCGCGAUACAGCGUGAAGCCCCGCAGGAAGUUGAGCACACGUUAAAUUCGGUUGAAGAGGAUCGAAAGUUGUAUCUGCAAGCCGCGAUUGUAAGAAUUAUGAAGUCGAGGAAAGUUUUGAAACACAACGCACUAAUUCAAGAAGUCUGUGCACAGUCAAAAGUUUCGUUUGCACCAAGUAUCCCUAUGAUUAAGAAGUGCAUCGAGGCGCUCAUCGAUAAGCAGUACAUCGAAAGAACGCCACAUUCUAGUGAAGAGUACAGCUAUGUGGCUUAAUCCACGAUGGAGAUUUAAUGGCGAAGAGCGAUAAGGAGAAUGCUGCAAUUAUUCAUAAAUUAUAUUUAAAAUAAAAAUUUCAAUCGAUUCUUGAUGGCGGAGGAUGAGAUAGAGGUCACGACAGGCUUCUACGAUUAUGGCGCCGACUUGCCGUUAUUUAUUUAUUUCGGAUGUUUUUAUUUUAAAUGUGAAUUUGAUCGUAAACGCGAGCGCUCGAUAGUCUCUCGGUCGGUAUGCUGCUAUGCAGUCUCUCUUUUGAUAUCUGUGAAUGGUGCGAUGAAAUGAUGGCUACUGAUACGUAAGCGAUGCUUGCGGCUGCAGGAUGAUUGUAUUCAUACUUUGGAAUUACAAUAGUUUCGAUUGAAUGUGUAAAAUGCAAUGUAAAUAUAUUUGUUCAUAAAUAAAUAUGUACUAAGGGUU
This is a messenger RNA of Dalotia coriaria, 2987 nucleotides long. RefSeq names its product cullin 2 (gene Cul2). The transcript has 7 exons. Gene Ontology annotation, molecular function: ubiquitin protein ligase binding; protein-macromolecule adaptor activity. Bases 333 to 2567 code for a protein of 744 amino acids. Gene Ontology annotation, cellular component: SCF ubiquitin ligase complex; Cul2-RING ubiquitin ligase complex. Lineage: Eukaryota; Metazoa; Arthropoda; Insecta; Coleoptera; Staphylinidae. The record is from RefSeq and is a predicted model, not a curated record. Gene Ontology annotation, biological process: SCF-dependent proteasomal ubiquitin-dependent protein catabolic process; protein ubiquitination.